Salvia hispanica is the source of this 531-nucleotide messenger RNA. Lineage: Eukaryota; Viridiplantae; Streptophyta; Magnoliopsida; Lamiales; Lamiaceae. The record is from RefSeq and is a predicted model, not a curated record.
AUGGUGAGGCCAACAGAAGCAGAAACAGAGGUGACGCCGUCUUUGGAGAGGUGCUGGUGGUGGUGGUGGUCGUCGGGGCGGAGGCGCUUGCCGAGGAUGAAAGGGGUUGGGGUUAGGAGCGAAUGCGCAAGGUACGACUUGGAACUGCAUGUGGUCCAUAGGAACUCCCAAGGAAAAUUGGCUGUAAUUGCAAUUUUAUACGAUUUAGGACAUUCCGAUUCUUUUCUCGACAAGAUUUUGGCAAAUAUUAGUCAUUUUCUAAAAGGUGAAGAAAAAAUUGAUUUGGGUGUUGUUAAUCCAUGGGACAUCAAUUUUGGAAGCAAAAAGUAUUACAUAUAUAUGGAUUCUCUCACAGUUCCUCCAUGCACAGAAGGGGUUCUUUGGACAUUGCUCGACAAGGUUAGAACUACAUCGAAAGAGCAAAUUGCAGCACUGAAGAAAGUUGUACAUGAUGAUUUCGAAAAUAAUGCAAGACCACCUCAACCUCUCAAUGAUAGAAUAGUAUCAAAGUAUUUCCAAGAAAUUCCAUGA